This is a messenger RNA of Ananas comosus (pineapple), 1248 nucleotides long. RefSeq names its product probable auxin efflux carrier component 5b. The transcript has 6 exons. Bases 1 to 1089 code for a protein of 362 amino acids. Gene Ontology annotation, biological process: auxin export across the plasma membrane; auxin polar transport. Gene Ontology annotation, cellular component: endoplasmic reticulum; plasma membrane. The record is from RefSeq and is a predicted model, not a curated record. Gene Ontology annotation, molecular function: auxin efflux transmembrane transporter activity. NCBI's taxonomy places the organism in Eukaryota, Viridiplantae, Streptophyta, Magnoliopsida, Poales, Bromeliaceae.
AUGAUAGGGUGGGGGGACGUGUACAAGGUGGCGGCGGCGAUGGUGCCGCUGUACGUGGCGCUGGUGCUCGGCUACGGGUCGGUGAGGUGGUGGAAGGUGUUCACGCCGGAGCAAUGCGACGUCGUCAACCGCCUGGUGACGCUCUUCACCCUCCCCUUCUUCUCCUUCGACUUCACGGUCCACACGAACCCGCUGGCCAUGAACUACCGCGUGCUGGCGGCCGACGCCAUCGCGAAGGCGGUGACGGUCGCCGCGCUGGCGUGCGCGCAGGCGGCGUGCGUCGGCAGGACGGCGAGGAAGAAUAAGGAAGGCGGAUCGGGCGGGGGGUGGGCGGUGACGGGGUUCUCCCUGGCGACGCUGAACAACACGCUGGUGGUGGGGGUGCCGCUGGUGCGCGCCGUGUACGGGAAGUGGGCGCAGGACCUGGUGGUGCAGCUCGCCGUGCUGCAGGCCGCCGUGUGGAUGCCGAUGCUCCUCUUCGCCCUCGAGCUGAGGAAGAUGAGGCUUGGCUUCUCCUCUUCGACCGCGCCUGGCCCGCCGGUCACUAAAGAUAUUGAGGAGGGCGCGGAAGUGCAGACAACGAGUACUGCAGUGUCAUUUCGGGUGCUGAUGAAGACAGUCUGGCUUAAGUUCGCAGUCAAUCCAAAAUUCUGCGCAAGCAUGGUCGGCAUCACUUGGUCCUUCAUUGCCAGCAGAUGGCACAUUGAGAUGCCGAGCGUAAUCGAAGGAUCAGUGCAGAUCAUGUCGAGGGGCGGUGCCGGAAUGGCUAUGUUUAACAUGGGACAAUUCAUGGCACUGCAAGAGAAGUUGAUCGCGUGCGGGCCGAGAUUGGCGGUCGUCGGAAUGGCUUUGCGGUUUAUCGUGGGACCUGCGACCGCCACGGUCGGAGCCAUCGCCGUAGGACUCCGCGGGGACGUCUUGCAUCUGGUUAUCAUACAGGCUGCGUUGCCUCAAUCGAUCGCCACAUUUGUUUUUGCAAAGGAGUAUGGAUUGCAUGCUGAGGUGCUCAGUACAGCGAUCAUCUUUGGAACGCUUGUUUCCAUGCCUGUGCUAAUCGCAUAUUAUGUUCUUCUGGGUUUAAUAAGAUAAUUAAUUAAGUCUCCAUUGCCCAUCACAAAUAUGUACAUAAAUAACAAUUUUCUUUUUAGUUCUCUUAAUAGUUUUGUUGAACUCUUAGGCUCCACUUGGAAGUCAAAUGGAGCCCGAAUCCUAGCUUGAUCCGAGCCUACAUUGGGUCCGGAAUAUGUA